Messenger RNA from Polychytrium aggregatum, 1979 nucleotides. RefSeq lists its product as uncharacterized. The transcript has 13 exons. NCBI's taxonomy places the organism in Eukaryota, Fungi, Chytridiomycota, Chytridiomycetes, Polychytriales. Bases 113 to 1810 code for a protein of 565 amino acids. Gene Ontology annotation, cellular component: cytoplasm. The record is from RefSeq and is a predicted model, not a curated record. Gene Ontology annotation, biological process: signal transduction; regulation of GTPase activity.
GCAAGCGAAUCGGCGAGCGAAUCGGCGAGCGAAUCGGCGAGCAGGCCAGCAAGCAGUGUGGGGCGCAGACGAGGCAGCGCACUCGGCCGCCGAUGGACGGAUGGAUGGAUGAAUGAAUGAACAGCACCGAUGUGGGCCUCGGCGACCGCAAGAUCGCAUCCAACCAGCCGCCGCCGCUUUGCUCUCGUCUUCCUGCUCUCCUGUAUCCUGUUGCUGCCUCCCACAGCUGCCGCCGCUGCCGCUGCCUUCCGAACCGCCUGGGUCCAUGUUUCGUUUCCUCGACUCCUCGCCAGAUUCAGGCGACACGCUUCAGCUGAACAAGUUGCUGGAGCUGCUCCGAGCCAACGAACAUGCGCUUGCCAACAUCAUCGCCUCCCUGAGACAAAAGGCCGGUCUGGACUCCACUUAUGCGAGAGCGUUCAACUCGCUGUCGUCUCGGUUCAUCCGCCGAUCCUCUGCUCCAACUCCGCACGGCCCGGUAUCGCAACUGCAGGCACUGGCCGAAUCGAUAGUCACUCUGCCGCUGAGCCUCUCCACAGACCCAGAAACUGGACCUGAUUCCUUCGACCACGAGGUCAUCCAGGAGCUGGUCUCCGCCAAGAACCAAGUCAGCGCAGAUAUUGACACCCUGCAAAAACACAUCAGCAAACUCUCCUACGAGCUCACAACAACACGAAGGCAUGUCUCCAAGCUCCAUGGCGAAUACGUAAGAUCAAUCGACCAUUUGGAGAAAGAGCUGUCCAAGAACACAGUCUCGCUUAAGAUUGUGUCAUUCAAGAUGAAGGUUGACCAGGCCGAUACCUCGUACCGCCAUGCCAUCGUCGCCGCAGAGCUGAAGCGACUGGAAAUCAAGGACAGCUGGGAGAAAAUUCGCUUGGCAUCUUGGAAUUUCGAAAGUUGCCAGCUUCAACGGAUCGAGCCGGCGAUCCAGAAACUGGAAAAGUUUGUCGCUCCAACUGAGGAGCCAAACUGGAGCACUUUCCAGUCGGAGGUUGCUGAUCUCCGAGCCAAUGUUGAACAACAGCGGGAGGCCUUUUGCAAAGUAUUCGAUCAGUAUUGUCCGCCACCACGAGCAUUCGUUCUGCAUGACUUCAAGCUCCAGCCGCUUCCUGCGCCGUGCUUCAAGAUCGAGAUCAGCAGCUCGCUCUGCAGCAAAACCGAUAUGGUCCCCGACAUUCUGCGCGGAUGCAUUGAAGCCAUCGAGGCCAAAGGGCUCGAGACUGAGGGCAUUUACCGUAUCCCUGGCAGCAAGAAGCAGAUCGAGAGCAUGAUAUGGCAGCUCGAGCACGGUCUGGAUUGUGCCGAACUGAAGAGUCCAGACCACGAUAUUCAUGCGAUCGCAGGGACCGUCAAGCAGUAUCUGCGAGAGCUGCCCAACCCGCUAUUCGCCUUUAUUGACAAGCCGUCGGAAGACUGGCCGACCAUCAGCGCCGGGCAAAUGGAGCGAGUUGGACGAUACAACGACUCCGACUUGGAAACCAAGCUGAUCAAUUUGCGUACUUCCAUAUCAUAUCUGCCAGCGGUGUACCGUGCGACGUUGCGAUACACGUUGCAGCAUCUAAAGAGGGUAUCGAAUAGGUCGAGCGAGAACAAAAUGACGGUCGACAACGUGGCGACGAUCUUUGCCGAUGACAUCAUUCGGGAUCCGUUCGCGGACAAGGAAGUGCAUCCGAGUCAAGCAGGUCCAGACCGAGGUGUCCCAGUCACCCAGGACGAUCAACUGUCCAUCAUUCGCAACAUUGUUGCGUAUGGCCAGCUGCAGGACCAGGUUAUCGCGGAUCUAAUACGGCUUCAGGACCAACUCUUCUGAGCACUCCGCGAACUGCCGAGCCGACCUGCGCCAGCGGACGCUCACUUGCGGCUCGGUCCAUGAGAUUGCCUGAGGUGCCCGAGCCUCCGGCGCUGUACAUUCGCUGCCGUUGUUUUCAAUCCACAUUCUUGUUGCCCAAAUUCAUAUCCUUCUUCCGGCCAAUGCGGCG